AUGGAGACGCCUGCAGAAGAUCAAGCACCCGUUGUACAUCUAUCACGGCAAGAAAUGGACACUCCCAUGACUGAUCGGGAGGGAACCGUGCAACUGACACGACGGGAAUUACAACAAAUGAUGGAAGAAGCAGGGAGGAAGGCCUUGGUAGCCUAUGAGAGAAGAACGGCAACUCCUUUAGAAAAGGAAAUAGCGGGAAAGAGGCUGUUUCAGGAAAGAGUCGAGGUGCAAGACAAUGAAGGAAUGAGUAGACCGGGGGCGAAUAGGAGGGGCCCGCAGCCCUCUGAUGUGGGAUCCAGUAGCAGGGCUUUAAGUCGUCCCAGGGGACCAGCCAUAUCUCGAGCUGAGGUGGAUAAUGUUAGUAAGCAAAUAGCCCAGUUAGGAAAGCAAAUAGACGAACUCAAGAAGAGAGGAGAAAUAGUAGCCCACAAUCGUAAUUCACCAUUUGCUAACCGUAUACUUACAGAGCUGGUCAACCCGAGCUUCAGGAUGCCCGACCUCCCGAAGUAUGAUGGAACUCGGGACCCACAAGAGCAUCUGGCUGCUUUCGAUAUGGUAAUGAAUUUAUAUGGACAGUCGAGCUCUAUUAUCGCCAAGUUGUUUGUUACCACGCUAACAGGAAAGGCCCAAGAAUGGUUUACGAACUUGCCCCCAGGCAGCAUAGAUUCGUAUGAGCAACUAGCACAAAAGUUUGCAUUCCACUUUGCGAGCAAGAGAAAACAGAAGAGAUCAGCCACACAUUUAUUUACCAUUCGACAAGGGGAAAAGGAAAGUCUGAAAAAUUUUAUGGGACGUUUCAAUAAUGAAACGUUGGAGGUGCAGGAUCUUAGGAUAGACAUGAUGACCAGUAUCCUAAUCCAUGGAUUGAAGAAAGGAGUUUUUGCAUCGGCUCUAGCACGGGACCCGCCAAUAGAUGCAGAGCAGUUGAUGGCAAUAACGCAAAAGUACAUUGAUGAAGAGGAGAUGAAUGCAAUGAAGGAUGAGGAGUGGAGAGUUACAUCAGAACGAGCAAGAGAUGGGAGAUUCACCAGAGAUCGGGAUGCGCGACCAAAAAAGGAGAAAGAAAGGGAACCUCCUUAUCAGCCGAAAUAUAGCAGGUAUACCCCUUUAAAUAUGACUAGGGCUAAAGCCCUCAUGCUGGUGGAAAAAGAUAAUGUUUUGAUGUGGCCGAGGCAUACGAGGAUUACUCCAGCCAAAAGACAUUCGAACAAGUAUUGCCGGUUUCAUCGAGAAAGAGGGCAUGAUACGGAGGAAUGCUAUCAAUUGAAAGAUGAGAUAGAGCGACUAGUGCGACAAGGAUCGAGUAGUAGGGACCGCAGGUCAAAUUGGGCAGAGGAGCGAAGGACUCAGACAGUGGCGGAGAACGCGCCUGUGAAAGGCAUUAUCCACACUAUUGCAGGAGGAUCAGAGGGAUGGUCGAGAAGAGCUAGAAGGAGAUUCGAGAGAGAGACUAGGUGGGAGCGACGUAAGCAAGGAGUGCAUAUAACGAGCACCCAUGAGAUCGUAUUUGGAGAUCAAGAUGCAGGAACCAGGGUCGUGACAGAUAACGAUCCCAUGGUGAUACGAAUGGACAUAGCAAACUUUACAGUCCAUAAGGUUUUGAUAGACAACGGGAGUUCAGCAGACAUAAUAUUUAAGGAUGUAUUGAAUAAGAUGAGACUUGAUAAUAUAAGGCUGGAGCCAGUAACUAUUCCCCUGGUAGGGUUCGGAGGAAGCGAGGUCGCAUCACUGGGGACAGUGAACUUACCUGUCUCUUUGGGAGAAGAGCCGAAACGCAAAACAUUGAUGGUAAAAUUUCUAGUCGUUGAUAUGCCUUUUGCUUACAAUGUUAUCCUGGGGAGACCUGGGCUCAAUUCUUUCAGGGCAGUUGUAUCAACAUAUCACCUCAAGAUGAAGUUCCCUACUCUAGGCGAUCAGAUAGAAGCCAAAAGGAGAGAGAAGAAAGAAGAUUGGCAGGCACUGAAAGCGGGAAGAAUCGAACCUGUUGAUCAUAAAGAGGUAGAGUUGAUACAAGGAGAUCCGACCAAGGUCACCAAAAUAGGCUCCAACUUGGGACAGUUCGAGGGAAUCCUGAUUACCUUUUUAAGAAGUAACGUGGAUAUGUUUGCAUGGGAUCCGUCAGAUUUUCGGGGUAUAAACCCGGAGGUGAUAGUACACAGGCUAAACGUAGACCCAUCCAUGCGACCUGUCCAACAGAAGAAGCGAACCUUCGGAAGUGAGAAAAAUGCGAUCAUUGAGGGAGAGGUAAAUAAACUACUUAAAGCAGGUUAUGUAUCCGAGGUUCAAUAUACGGAUUGGUUGGCUAAUGUGGUCGUGGUGCCGAAGCCAGGGGGUAAGUGGAGAAUGUGUACAAACUUUACGGAUCUCAAUAAGGCAUGUCCGAAAGACCCUUACCCGCUUCCCAGAAUUGAUGUCCUAGUUGAUUCGACGGCUGGAUAUAAGACAUUUUCCAUGAUGGAUGCGUAUCAGGGAUACCAUCAAAUUUUUAUGGCACCAGAAGAUCGAAUAAAAACAUCCUUUGUAACUGACCGUGGGAUUUAUUGUUAUAAUGUUAUGCCUUUUGGAUUGAAAAAUGCAGGGGCAACAUAUCAAAGGUUGGUGAACAAGAUGUUUGCUCGACAGAUAGGGAAAACCAUGGAGGUGUAUGUGGAUGAUAUGUUGGUUAAAAGUCAACAACCCGAUGGUCAUUUGGAACAUUUGAAGGUAGCUUUUGCGAUCAUGAAAGAACAUGGGAUGAAGCUUAAUCCUAGCAAGUGUACAUUCGGAGUAGGCGGGGGCAAAUUUCUUGGAUACAUGGUCAGCGAACGUGGGAUUGAAGCUAAUCCAGAGAAGAUAGAGGCCAUACUGAACCUGAAGUCGCCUACAUCCAUUAAGGAAGUUCAGAAGUUAACAGGUAGAAUUGCUUCUCUUAAUCGCUUUAUUUCUAGGUCUGCAGAUCGCAAUUUACAUUUCUUUAAAAUAUUGAGGAAAGUAAAAGGAUUCAAUUGGACCGAGGAAUGCGAGCAAGCUUUUCAGGAAUUAAAGACUUAUCUGAGGUCGCCACCUCUUUUGGCGAACCCUAGAGAGGGGGAUGUAUUAUAUCUUUAUUUGGCUGUUUCGGAUAAUGCGGUUAGUUCAGUAUUGAUAAAAGAAGAGGGAAAGGUGCAGAACCCGGUGUACUAUGUAAGUAAGAUGUUGCAAGGAGCGGAAACUAGAUAUGCGGAGAUCGAAAAGUUAGCAUUGGCGGUUGUGGUGACGGCCAGGAAGCUAAGGCCAUACUUUCAAUCGCAUCGAAUAGUGGUAAGAACUAAUCAUCCACUCCGAAACAUUCUUACCCGACCAGAGGCUUCGGGUAGAAUGAUAAAGUGGACAGUUGAGUUGGGGGAGUUCGACAUCACCUAUCAGGGUCGCACAGCAGAGAAAGCUCAGAUUUUGGUUGACUUCAUGGUGGAGAUAUCCGGUACCCAGAAAGAUGUAGAAACAUGGAUGUUACAUGUGGAUGGAUCCUCCAAUGCCAACAAUGGAGGAGCAGGGAUAUUGAUCGAAGGACCAGCAGGCAUGGAGAUUGAGGUCGCUGCUCGACUGUCUUUUCCUGUUACAAAUAAUGAAGCCGAGUACGAAGCUUUACUCUUGGGUUUGGAGCUAGCGCUAGAAGCUGGAGCGCAGAUUCUUGAAGUAUACACUGACUCGCAACUAGUCGCCAUGCAGGUUGAAGGAAUAUAUGAAACUAAAGAAAGAUCUAUGACAGAUUAUCUGAAGAAAGCAAAAGAAUGGAUGCAGAAAUUCUCCAAGUGCACUGUUCGGCAAAUUCCCAGGAAUGAGAAUGAAAGAGCCGAUGCGUUAUCAAAGUUAGGGGCUACGCUGGCAGGAAUAAAGGAUAGAAAAAUCACAGUGAUCGUAAAAGAACGAUCAGCGAUCUCCGAAGGAAUAGAAACUAAUAUGGUAACUUCAAGAUGUCUGUGGAUAGAAGAUAUAGCAGCAUACCUGAGGGAGGGGAUUUUGCCUACUGAUGCCGGACAUGCUAGGCGCAUUAAAUUUAAGGCUCCAAGGUUUGCCCUAGUAGGAACACAGUUAUAUAAAAGAACAGUCGAGGGACCCCUCCUCAAAUGCUUGGAAGACGCACAAGCCAGGUAUGUUCUACAAGAAAUUCAUGAAGGUAAUUGUGGAAAUCAUUCGGGGGCUAGAUCCUUAGCUCAGAAGGUGACCCGGCAGGGAUAUUUUUGGCCCACACUAAUGAAGGAUUGCAAGGAGUUCGUACGAAGAUGUGAGAAGUGCCAGAAAUUCGCCUCACAGAUCCACACUCAUGCGGUCCCGAUGAUCCCUGUUCCCAUUACAUGUCCAUUCGACCAGUGGGGUAUAGACAUUAUAGGACCAUUUCCUCCAGCGCGAGCUCAGAAAAAGUUUGUCAUAGUUGCGGUGGAGUACUUUUCGAAAUGGGUGGAGGCAGAAGCUGUCUCAAAAAUCACGGAAGGAGAAGCAAUAAACUUUAUAUGGAAAAAUAUAAUCUGCAGGUUUGGAAUACCUCGGAUAUUGAUAUCCGAUAAUGGGACCCAAUUUCAAGGGAGGAAAAUAAUUGCGUGGUUGCACGAGCUGAAGAUACAGCAAAAUUUCACGGCGGUAGGACAUCCCCAAUCGAAUGGUCAGACGGAGGUCACAAAUAGAACCAUAUUGCAACAUCUGAAAGCCAGGUUGAGUUCGAAGGCAGAAUGGAGCGAUGAGCUCCCAGGAGUACUAUGGGCCUAUAGAACAACUCCUCGAACCUCAACAGGUGAGACUCCAUUUUCUUUAGUUUAUGGUUCUGAAGCUGUAAUUCCUGCAGAGAUAGGAGAAGAGUCGCAAAGGAUUACAAACUUUGAUCCAGGAAGAAAUGGAGAACAACGUGCAUUCGACCUAGACAUAGUGGAAGAGAGAAGAGAAGCAGCGCGGAUAAGGAUGUUGCACCAUAAAAGCCUAAUGCUGAGAGGUCAUGAUAAGAACUUGAAGCCCAGAUCGUUACAGGUCGGGGACCUGGUAUUGAGAAAAGUGGAGGUCUCGAGGCAUGUAGGAAAACUCGAUCCCAACUGGGAGGGGCCUUUCAAAGUGGUUGAGAUCGUCGGGAAAGGCACGUACAAGUUACAGGAUGCUCAAGGCAAGGAGUUACCCCGACCAUGGAAUAUUCAAAACCUCAAGAGAUUUUAUGUUUAA
Molecule: messenger RNA, 5163 nt
Organism: Sesamum indicum (sesame)
Lineage: Eukaryota; Viridiplantae; Streptophyta; Magnoliopsida; Lamiales; Pedaliaceae
Source: RefSeq, a predicted model, not a curated record